Messenger RNA from Dinoponera quadriceps, 3021 nucleotides. RefSeq names its product failed axon connections (gene fax). The coding region runs from base 311 to 1510 and encodes 399 amino acids. The record is from RefSeq and is a predicted model, not a curated record. Gene Ontology annotation, cellular component: cytoplasm. Lineage: Eukaryota; Metazoa; Arthropoda; Insecta; Hymenoptera; Formicidae. The transcript is spliced from 4 exons.
AGGCAACGACGGGAAGGAACCGGCCGGCGAGCAGAAAGAGGCGACGAGUAGUGCUUGGCGUACGGUUUGUGUUGUGUGCGCGCUACCCGUCGAGACAGGCUCCAGCGAGGAGUUGUAGGCUUUUACCGGGAGGAGUAGGCGUCUCUCUCUCUCUCAGCGCGAGCGAACAAGAGGGAAAGCAUCUCUCUGCGACGCGACAGUGGUAGAGUCAGAGUGGAGUAGCGGCCGGGAAUAAAGAGGCGACAGGAAAGAGAGAGAAAGGUAGAGAGAGAGAGAGAAGGAGAAAAGGGAGAAAAACGCACCGGCAAGAAUGACGAUGGCAACCGAGACGGAGAACAACGGGCCCGAGAGCAAGGAAAUCAAGGACGUGAAGGAGAUGAAAGAGGCGCUGAAGGACGACGCGCCGCCGGAUAACAAGCAGGAGGAGAAGGACGCAGCGAAGAAGGACGAGGCGGCCGGCAAGAAGGACGACGACGCCGCCGCGGCCGCUGCGGGCGGCACGAACGCGGCGCCGGCGAAGGCCAGCACCGUGCACCACCCCGACUACGAGAAGGAUGUUGUUUACCUGUAUCAAUUCCCGCGUACUCCGCUUCUGCCCUCCCUGUCCCCGUACGGUCUCAAGGUGGAGACGUGGUUGCGACUCAACGGCAUCAAAUACGAGAAUGUUGAUCACAAGAUGAAGUUCCGCUCCAAGAAGGGCCAGUUGCCGUUCGUUGAGUUGAAUGGCGAGGAGAUCGCUGACAGCACGAUCAUCCUGCGGGAGCUGAGUCAGAAGUUUGGCAAGGACCUGGACGCCGGUCUCACGUCCGAGCAACGCAGCGUCUCUCACGCCAUGAUAUCGAUGAUUGAGAAUCAUCUGGUCUGGGUGGUCGCGUGCUGGCGCACGAAAAAUCUCGACCAGGUCCUCAAGGGCUACAAGGUCAAUCUUCAGCUCGCCCUGGGAUCACGUAUUCCCAAUGCUAUUCUCAACUUCUUCUUCAAGCUCACGUUCGGACGCAAGGUGGAUUGGUUACAGGGUGCAAGGAAAGUGAAGGCUCAGGGAAUGGGCGUGCACAGUCCGGAGGAGGUGUCCCAGUUCGGCUGUACCGACCUCAAGGUGCUAUCGGACACGCUCGCCGACAAACCCUUUUUCUUCGGGGACGAACCGACCACCAUGGACGUAGUAGCGUUUGCGCAUCUCGCUCAGAUCCUCUAUAUCGACAAAGACACGCCCUACAGCCUGCGAGACUACAUGCAGGAGAACUGUCCUAACUUGGUUGGUCACUGCUCGCGCGUCAAGGAACGAUGCUUCCCGGAUUGGGACGAGAUCUGCUCCAGCUUGGACAUGAACACGCAUCUGCCCAAGCCCGAGAAGCAAGAGGAAAAGGAGGGCAAGGAGGAGGCGAAGGAGUCCAAGGAGUCCAAGGAGGAGAAGGAAGGAGACAAGGAGAAGGCGGACAAGGAGGAGAAGGAGGUGGAGAAGGACAAGGAGGUCGAUGAAAACAAAGAAAAAGAGAAGGACGGCAAAUAAGCGGUCUCGUUGCAAAGGGAAGUAAUAAGUCGUUUUCAAGGCGAUUUAAAAACGAAGCCGCGAAGGUGUGCGAUGGUGAAUAAAUAAAGAUAUAACGAGAGAAAGAGAGAGAGAGAGAGAAAGAGAGAAAGAGAGAGGGAGGCGGUUGAUGAUCAUGGCAAGAAGUGUGCGUGAAUAUAUGCGUGAAAGUGUGAGCAUGUGUGGUUGCGUGAAUGUGACGAUUGCGGAGAGACGAGAGAGAACGUGAUGUAGAGAGAGAAAGAGAGAGAGAGAGAGAGAGAGAGAGAGUGCGCGUAUAUGGUGACGAGGGAAGGGAGUUGCCGGAAGUGAUGGAUAGCGUAUGUGCGAGAAUGAAAGAUAAAGAAAGAGAGAAAGAGAGAGACUGAGAGGGAGAAAGGGGGAGACGGAGACAGAGAGAAUCUGCGUAUGCAUGGUGUAUGCUUGUGCGUGUGCAAGAGAAAGAAAGAAAGAGAGGAAGACAGAAAAAGGGAGAGAGAGAGAGAGAGAGAGAGAGAGAGAGAGAGAGAGAGAGAGAGAGAGAGAGAGAUGAGGUUCAGGACUAAAGCUCUCUACUUAUACGUAUAGAUAUUAAUAGACUCAUGUAUAAUGUUAAUACUUCGUUUAUAUACGUUCAGAAACGCGCCACGCGUGCGUUAUUUCAUAUUGACACUCGAAACACACACGACUGGAGCGACUUAUUCUCUAUUCCACGCCCUUUUCUCUGCUCUAAGGAAACAAACGAAAAACAGGGCUAUUUCACACACAAGUCAUUAGAAACGUAGGAUUGCAAUAUACGAACUGCAAUAGAGUCUGAACGCAGCAGCUGGGGUCUUUAUCGACGGUGGCCAAAUGCAAUUUACGCUAUAAGAUACAAGUAGUUACGGAUGAGGAAGUUCGAAAAGGAAGAAGCGAGGGGUAGGGUCUCGCCCGCGACGGCGCACCGGUCGGUCCCCAUCUACCGGGCGAGAAGAGAGAGCGCGUCCUCUACCGCUCUCCUCGCUUCUCUCGAUAAUUCUUGCUGUGCAAAAGUUACCUUGCGCGCAACCCCCCGCCGCCGCAAUGUGUAACGCGACUUCUUCUCUUUUGAUUUAGUUUGCGUUUAUUAUUUUUUUUUUCGUCUCACGUUCAUACGUGUAUCGCGCGUUUUACUUUCGCUCAUCAUCGCGUUGGAUGGAGUUUUUCGAAAGAUUUUGUAGCAUAAUAAGAUUUUACACGAUAUAUAUCAUUGAGAGGCUGUCUUAAUCGAAAAAAAAAGAUCGUCGGAAGAGAAAGGUGUAUCAUGCGUGUCACGUAGCCGGUCCAUCGACGCGACCCGAUACUUUCAUUAUCGAUAAUACUAAUAAAAGUAACACGUUAAUAUUAAAUAUAAUUAUAAUAUUAAUAAGAAUUUACAACAAUAAAGUAAAAUGCUAAUGUUAACUGUAAUAGUGAUAGUGAGGAGAAAAGGAAAAGAAAAAGAAAGAAAGAAAGAAAGAAAGAAAGAAGGAAGGAAGGAAGGAAGGAAGGAAGGA